Biomphalaria glabrata is the source of this 706-nucleotide messenger RNA. RefSeq lists its product as uncharacterized. Lineage: Eukaryota; Metazoa; Mollusca; Gastropoda; Planorbidae. The transcript has 4 exons. The record is from RefSeq and is a predicted model, not a curated record. The coding region runs from base 160 to 501 and encodes 113 amino acids.
ACUUAUUUUGACAAGCGUUUACACUCCAUAUUGAGGUCCAGGAAGACUUCUUUUGACAAGCGUUUACACUCCAUAUUGAGGUCCAGGAAGAUCUCUCUAUAUAUAUGUAUAUACACGUGUUUUAACUCCAUAUAGAGAUCAAUAAGAAGAUCAGAAGCUAUGAUGACCUUAUCUGCAGUUGUUUUGUUUCUAGUGUUCAAUGCUGUUGAAGUGCUUGCCAGAAGAUGUUUGUGGCACCCAACGUACAAUACUGACUCCAUUGCGAACUGUGACUGGGGUUGUUGCUAUUCGCAAAUAUACCCUUGCUGUGACACACCGUUCUAUGCCAGUACCCACUUCAUAGUUAUCAUGAGUAUUUUGGGAUUCGCCUUUUUCGUUGGCGUUCUUUAUGCCAUCUUGUCAAUUUUAAGGAGAAAAUGUCAUUGUGUGACCACCGUCCAGGAUAGCAGCAGCCCGGAGUUACAGGGGAUCCGGACGACACACGACGUCACAGGACUUUGAUUCACACGGAUAUAUCAAGACCCAGUCAAAUUUAGCAGUUCUAUAAUGAAGAAAGAAAAAAAAAACUAUUGGCAACACAUUUGAAUAUUGAUCAUGAAGUGAAUCGGUGUUAAUAACUUGUGUAUCCAUGACAUUCUAAGUUGAUAAGAGUGAUGUUCUUUGAUAUAAGAAAACUUUUAUAAGCAUUAAAAUACAAACGUGAUAU